AUGGAGCUCCCUGACGAUUCCUUCACCAUCUCCGGCAUAUUUCUUUUCUUCCUCCUCCUCCUACCACCUCCGGCAGCAAGCUCCUGCAGUCCGUCUGACCUCGCGCGCAUCUCUCUUGCCUUCCGUUUCGUCACCGGAUUCCAACUCCCGUCUCCUACCGCCGACUGCACCGCCAUCACUCUCCCGUCGUGCAACCUCACCGGCGCCAUCUCUUGGACGCACCUCCGCCGCGUGUCCGCACUCCGCACCAUCGACCUCUCCGGCAACAACCUGCUCGGAUCCAUCCCCGCCCUCUUCUGGUCCGCGCCUAGGCUCCACCACGUCAACCUCGCCGACAACCGGCUCGGGGGCUCUCUCCGGUUCGACCUCUCGCUCCCAGCAUCGCCCCUCAAGUCGCUUAACCUUAGCGGCAACCGGUUCACCAGCGCCGGCACCGGCCUGGAAGCAGCGCUGCCGCACCUGGAGGUGCUCGAUCUGUCCCGGAACCACCUCGGCGUUGCGCCGCCGGGGAUGGGGAAGUUGCGGCGGUUGCGGCAUUUGGACAUGUCUCACAACGACCCCGACGGCGGUGAAUCUGCUGCUACGAAAGCGAGAUUGCUGCGAAGUGCUUCCCAUCGUUCCCACGCUGCUUCGCGUAGGAGACACAGGAUAAGUACUAGAUACAGAACGGUAAUUGCAGUAGUUAUCCCGGUGUCUGUGGUGAUCGGUUUAUGCUCCGUAGUGUUGAUUUUGCACUUGAUAUACUUGUGCCAUAGACUCACGGAGAAGGACGGCAAAGUGGAGGAGAGAGGAGAGGGUGCCACCGCUGCAGGAAAUGGUAAGGAGGGCGGCGAUGCUGACGAUGGUGUGGGGAAGGACGUACGCCGGCGAGGAGGGUGGAUUUUCGGAUGGAAAAUUAACCCUUAA
This is a messenger RNA of Zingiber officinale, 906 nucleotides long. RefSeq names its product probable inactive receptor kinase At4g23740. Gene Ontology annotation, molecular function: protein binding. Bases 1 to 906 code for a protein of 301 amino acids. The record is from RefSeq and is a predicted model, not a curated record. The transcript has a single exon. Lineage: Eukaryota; Viridiplantae; Streptophyta; Magnoliopsida; Zingiberales; Zingiberaceae.